Molecule: messenger RNA, 577 nt
Organism: Nelumbo nucifera (sacred lotus)
Lineage: Eukaryota; Viridiplantae; Streptophyta; Magnoliopsida; Proteales; Nelumbonaceae
Biological process (GO): endoplasmic reticulum unfolded protein response
Cellular component (GO): endoplasmic reticulum
Source: RefSeq, a predicted model, not a curated record
GGUAGUUGUUCCGAUACAUACUGAUACUGUUGAGAGGGAGAGAGAAAGAGACGCGGUUUCCUUCCGUAGCGAGAAGGAAACGAGGAGAACACACACAAACACCCAUUCCUCUUUCUCUAAAUCUCGUUUCUCUAUUCCGGUCUGCAGAUCUCUCCUGAAACCAUGACAACCUCAAGGCGUCUUGCGGAUAAGAAGGUGGAGAGGUUUGAGAAGAACAUUACUAAGAGAGGUGCAGUGCCUGAAACAACCACAAAGAAAGGAAGUAAUUAUCCAGUUGGGCCCAUUGUUCUUGGAUUCUUUGUGUUUGUUGUCAUCGGAUCCUCUUUAUUUCAGAUAAUCCGGACAGCAACAAGUGGAGGCAUGGCUUGAAUAUAUUGGUCUGCAGCGUGGGUAACAGGAAGCCAUGUGAUACUUACUUGGUACCUUGAAUUUGCCAUAUUAGAAUAGAUGUAGAGUUUCUAACGUGCUACCUGAAUAUACGAGUAUUUUCUUGUGGACAUGGGUGAUUGUAGUUGUUACUUGAAUGCAAUAAAUAAAUAAAGAUAUCAUUUUAGUAUUUGAAGUGAUUCGCAUUGAA